Messenger RNA from Paracoccidioides brasiliensis Pb18, 375 nucleotides. RefSeq lists its product as uncharacterized. Bases 1 to 375 code for a protein of 124 amino acids. The transcript has a single exon. The record is from RefSeq and is a predicted model, not a curated record.
AUGUCUUUCGGUUUAAGCCCCACAGAUUUUAUAGCAGUCAGCAAAUGCAUGGCCGGAAUGGCAACAAGUCAUCCACGAACGGACAAUGACCUGGGUCUCUCGGACCAGAACAUCAUGCAAAAGAAGCCAAAUAAACACCAAUACCAGCGGCAGCAACACGAACAACAAACCCAGAAACGCAAAAUCAUCGUCUUACACUAUGGCAGCGAGAAGAACGUUUUCUGCUCUGACUUGCUCUCGGAAACAGACUCGACUGCUAGCGAGACGCCUAAUGGUCGAUAUUUUCCCAGGCGAAGGGAAUCUCUCGGGUUACAGUUGAAUAACUACCGGCUAAGAUGGCUAGGAUAUCGCAAUCGCAAUUGGGGACGUGGAUGA